Molecule: messenger RNA, 174 nt
Organism: Racocetra persica
Lineage: Eukaryota; Fungi; Glomeromycota; Glomeromycetes; Diversisporales; Gigasporaceae
Source: the annotation of a GenBank genome assembly
CAGUUGAAAAUCCAAUAGUUCAUUUCAGAAAGGGUAUUCCGAGAAAGAAAAGAUUUAAAGAAUCUCACGAAUUGGUCAGAAAAAAUAAAUCUAAAGAAAAUUUAGAAACACAAAAGAUUAGAAAGCCAACCCAAUGUCAGCAAUAUCAAAAUACUGAUUACAACAAGGCCGGUU